AUUUUGAGUUCAAGCAGGGAGCUGGUGCAGAGACUGGGCACACAGGUGGAGGUGAGGACGGCCUUCAUCACGGAGGAGGAGGAGAGGGGUUUCCUACGGGAGUUGGAGCCAGGUCUGAAGAAAAAACGCUACGAGUUCGACCACUGGGACGAUGCUAUUCAUGGGUACCGAGAGACUGAACGUGUAAGGUGGGGGGCAGCGUGUGAGGAGGUCUUGAACCGUGUCCGGUCUGUAGCAUUUCCUGAGGGUAGCCCACUCCUCAGGCCUGUGCACGUUCUAGAUCUGGACAAGACUGGCUACAUCAAGCCUCACAUGGACAGUGUCAAGUUUUGUGGCAGCACUAUUGCUGGGGUGUGUCUUCUGUCAGACAGUAUCAUGCGCUUGGUGAAGGAGGACUGCAAGGAGGAAUGGCUGGACCUCCUGCUGCCCCAACGCUCCCUGUGUUAA
Monopterus albus (swamp eel) is the source of this 447-nucleotide messenger RNA. It is a transcript of the gene alkbh7, whose product is annotated as alkB homolog 7. The annotation marks the transcript as partial. Gene Ontology annotation, biological process: fatty acid metabolic process; DNA damage response. The record is from RefSeq and is a predicted model, not a curated record. NCBI's taxonomy places the organism in Eukaryota, Metazoa, Chordata, Actinopteri, Synbranchiformes, Synbranchidae. Gene Ontology annotation, cellular component: mitochondrial matrix. The transcript is spliced from 3 exons.